Messenger RNA from Athalia rosae (coleseed sawfly), 953 nucleotides. RefSeq lists its product as uncharacterized. Gene Ontology annotation, cellular component: Golgi membrane. NCBI's taxonomy places the organism in Eukaryota, Metazoa, Arthropoda, Insecta, Hymenoptera, Athaliidae. The transcript has 5 exons. The coding region runs from base 155 to 772 and encodes 205 amino acids. The record is from RefSeq and is a predicted model, not a curated record. Gene Ontology annotation, biological process: vesicle-mediated transport; protein secretion.
CUGUCAAAGCUGUAUAUUAUCCGGGCAAACUUGGCCGUUUACAAACAAAAGUUUCAAACGUCGUGUGACGAAGUGAAGCGAACUGCUCAUUCGAGUGCUGUGAACAAGUGGUUCGGACGAACCACGUACGUACGUACAACGUGUUCCAUUACUGAUGGAUGAUGACACGAUUGGUUUUGGGGAGGAAGAUCCCGCGCAAACCACACAGAAACUUAGGCAUCCAUACGUCACAACAUUUCACCUGCUGUUUAGAGCUUUGGCAAUAGUGACCUAUAUGUUAUGCGGUUGGUUUUCCAGCAGUUUCAUAGGAAGUUUUGUCACUGUUGUGUUAUUGCUCUCCAUGGAUUUUUGGACCGUCAAGAAUAUAACUGGAAGAUUAAUGGUUGGAUUACGAUGGUGGAAUUAUGUAGAUGACAAUGGAAAAAAUCAUUGGGUCUUUGAGUCAAGAAAGGGCAUGCAGCAGAAUCGGCUUAGCACAGAUGAAGUUAGGAUAUUCUGGCUGGCUUUGAUACUGUGUCCUCUCACCUGGUCCAUCUUCUUUGUGGUUGCCCUCUUCAGCCUGAAAUUCAAGUGGUUACUUCUUGUAUGUAUAGCAAUCAUCCUAAAUGGAGCGAAUCUUUAUGGCUAUGUAAAGUGUAAAAUGGGAAACGAUCAGAACAUUUCGUCAGCAACUGGUGAUUUUUUUCGGAAACAAGUAUUCCAAAAUGUAGCCUCAAUGAUGUCGAGAAGUCCACCAACUAAUACUCCAGGACAGCCAACGAAUAUGAUAUAGAUUGAAUUUCCGUAUUUACUGUUGGACCGUUUGCAUAUGGUUUCAGGUAUAUGUACAUAAAUAUUGAUCAAUUACCAAUAAACAUUUCAACAGUUGUACGUAAUAUCUGCGUAGGUGAUGAGUAUUCGCCACUCUCAAUUCAUUGCAUGAAUAAAGAUCAGCCGUUGAAUUAACUUUCAAA